Messenger RNA from Prosopis cineraria, 1347 nucleotides. RefSeq names its product cationic amino acid transporter 1-like. Gene Ontology annotation, cellular component: plasma membrane. The annotation marks the transcript as partial. The record is from RefSeq and is a predicted model, not a curated record. NCBI's taxonomy places the organism in Eukaryota, Viridiplantae, Streptophyta, Magnoliopsida, Fabales, Fabaceae. The transcript has 2 exons. Gene Ontology annotation, biological process: amino acid transport; transmembrane transport. Gene Ontology annotation, molecular function: L-lysine transmembrane transporter activity; L-glutamate transmembrane transporter activity.
GAGGGGUGUACGUAUCGCAAAAACGACUUCCUCCCUGAGGAGUCGUUUCGGAGCUGGAGCAACUACGGGAGGGCGCUUUUGGAUACUCCCUUUCGGUUCAAGGAUCGGGUCGUGACCCGCUCCAUGGAUCAAACGGAGCUCGUCGAGAUGAAGUCUCGCAGUCAGGGCGAGAUGAAGAAGACGCUCAACUGGUGGGACCUCAUAUGGUUCGGCGUCGGAGCCGUCAUCGGAGCCGGAAUAUUCGUGCUGACUGGACUUGAAGCCAGGGAGAAGGCCGGGCCGGCGGUUGUGAUCUCUUAUGCCGUCUCCGGCGUCUCCGCCUUGCUUUCCGUCUUCUGUUACACCGAGUUUGCGAUCGAAAUUCCCGUUGCAGGCGGGUCAUUUGCCUACUUAAGGGUAGAGUUAGGCGACUUUAUCGCCUUCAUAGCUGCCGGAAACAUACUUCUCGAGUACACAGUCAGCUGCGCCGCCGUGUCCCGGUCAUGGACCUCCUACUUCGCCACCCUCUGCAACAGAGGCUCCGACGACUUUCGCAUAAUCGUUCCCGGCAUGAACCCGAGCUAUGGCCACCUGGAUCCCAUCGCCGUCGUGGUUCUAGUCAUCAUCUGCAUCCUUGCCGUCUUCAGCACCAAAGCUUCCUCUCGUUUCAACUACGUCGCCUCCGUCAUCCACGUUGCCAUCAUCAUCUUCAUCAUCAUCGCCGGUCUCAUCAAAGCCAACCCUCGCAACUUCCAACCCUUCGUCCCCUACGGACCACGUGGCAUCUUCGUCGCCUCCGCCGUCCUCUUCUUCGCCUACGUCGGCUUCGACGCCGUGUCCACCAUGGCCGAAGAGACCAAGGACCCGGCCAGAGACAUCCCCAUCGGACUCGUCGGCUCCAUGGUGAUAACCACCGGAGCUUACUGCUUGCUAGCAAUAACCCUCUGCCUCAUGCAACACUACACCGAAAUGAUUGAUGUAAACGCACCCUUCUCCGUCGCCUUCAGCGCGGUGGGGAUGGAUUGGGCGAAAUACUUAGUGGCCAUCGGGGCGUUGAAGGGUAUGACGACGGUGAUACUGGUAAGCGCCGUCGGCCAGCUAGGUACUGGACUUGAGCAUAUAGCUCGGACCCACAUGAUACCGCCGUGGUUCGCUCACGUGGACGCCAAGCUGGGGACGCCGGUGAAUGCGACGAUCACGAUGCUUGCAGUGUCGGCGGUGAUAGCUUUCUUCACGGAGCUUGAGAUUCUGUCGAAUCUGUUGUCGAUUUCUACUCUGAUCAUCUUCAUGCUUGUUGCUGUGGGUCUUCUUGUUCGACGAUACUACACAACUGGAGAGACGACGAAAGCAAACCAGGUAAUGUUACUU